CAGAUGGGGAGGUGGAUUGGUCACCUGACAAGACUACAACCAGCUGGGUAAACAUGGCGUCUGUCUCUGGAUGUGAAGAUUACAUGUAUCUCGCUUCUGUCUGAUAACCGGGGUUCUGGCACACCGACGUCCCGCAUUUUAUCCCGGGACACAGUAACGUGAUGGGUGCCACGCGUGGAGACAGGAAGAAGAGGAGGAGAGACGCGCUUCACUGACUCCGCUUCACGUUUUUUUUCCCUCUCUGCACAGCUUUAAUGGUCUGAUGCCUGUCCGGACUCUGUGAUUGGCGCAGGGUAAUUGCUUUUGUUAGCAGGCACACAGAUUUUUUAAAAUUCCUCCUGAGAUGGCUAUUAAUAUUUGAUCUGACAAAUACCAGCACUCUUGACUGGCUCCUGUAGGGACACAGCUGUAUUUCUGGGCCCACUCUGCUCUGGGAUCCCCCUUUAAAAUUAUACAACCAGUUAGAUUUUUUGUGGACUCUGUCUCUCUCUCUGUGGUCCCCAGUAUCAACAGCUGUUUUAACCUCAAUAACAAAUGUGCCGCAGAAGGAACUGAAGGAAUCUGACUGUGCUGUGUGUAGCUGGCCUCCACUUUCCUGCUCUGACAGCUGAUUUAUGACUGCUAGCCGCCCUGCACUGUGUGUUGUGUCUCCCAUGCCUUGCUCAACAACACCACUAUGAUAGGCUCACCUGACGUGGUGGCUUUCACUAAAGAGGAUGAAUAUGGGGAGACGAAUCCUGACCCCUGGGCUCUCCCCAAGGAGUUCUCUGUCCCCCUCCAUCCACCUUGUGACUCCAACCCCUGGGCCAAAACCUCCUAUGCCAAGUUCACCAAAGACUUCAUCCUCAUCUCAGAGUUCUCUGAGCAGGUGGGCCCUCAGCCUCUCCUCACCAUCCCCGAUGACCCCAAAGUCUGCGGCACCUUUGAUCUCAACUACUUCUCCCUGCGCAUCAUGUCGGUGGACUACCAGGCCUCCUUCGUGGGACAUCCACCCGGCACAGGCUACCCGAGGCUCAGCUUUGUGGAGGACUCGAGGGUGGUGCUGGGCGACUCAAAGGAGGGGGCAUUCGCCUAUGUCCAUCACCUUACCCUUUACGACCUGGAGGCGAGGGGCUUCGUGCGACCGUUCUGCAUGGCGUACGUUUCAGCAGAUGAGAGGAAAAUCAUGCUGCAGUUUCAGGAGCUGUCCUUCCGCUUCUCACAGGCCUCUGAGUGCCUGAAGUCCGGGAACAGGAGAGCAUUUGCCAAGGAGCUCCAGAGGAAGCUCCGAGACCUGGAGUACACUCACUCAGUGCUGCAGAGGGAAGAGGGCCUGCAGAGAGAGGCGGCGCCUCAGAGCAUGUACUCCGCUCAUGCUGUGGAAAAGGCCAAUGAGCUUGCAAACGUGGAAAAGAGCAUCUAUGAGCACAGAGACCUGCUGAGACAGAUCAGCUCCUACCAUCAACGUCCCCGCCGAGAUCCAAAUGCCGUCACCUGCCAGAAGUGUAUCACAGAGUGCGUGAGUGAGUGUGAAAAGCUGUUAGAAAAAUAUGCCAAACUUGCCAGACCCUUUAGUUACAGUGACACAGGGGAGAAGGGAGAGGACGGGCAGGGUCAGAUUGAUCACGAAGGAGGAGAAGAAGCGGACGGGGAGGACGACGAGGGCGUUAAACGCAGGCCGUCUUACACGCCACAGCUGAUCAAAGCUAAGUCUGCGAAGUGUUUCGACAAGCGCCUGAAGACCCUGCAAGAGCUGUGUGAUGAUACUUUCUACGAUGCCACUGUUGAGCUGCUGAAGGAUACGGAGAGGUGUUUCCGGGGUGACCUGAGCUACCUGCACACACGCCGCCUGGACAGGGCGCUACGCAAGAAACUACGAGUUACCAACUUCCUGUUUGAGGAAGACCUCAGAGAUGAUGAUGAGGAUGAAGGGGGAACACUAAGACCAUUCUGUGCUGUGAACCACGCUGUAGAUAACUUUACACUUAUGUUAAAUCCACCUCCUAUUGUUCUAGGACCAGAACCUCUUGAACUCGAUGCUCUGGAGCCUCCAGAUCCUCUGGACCCAGCCUCUGAGACUAGCCAUACCCUUGAGUCUGAGCUCGGGCUUGUGGAGAGCCAUCUAGAGUCCUCGCCCUCCGACCAGACUCUGGAGACCCAGGAGAGCUCGGAAGAAACCAAAGGAAGCUUUAGCAGCGAUAAGAGUGGGAUGGGUCAAGCAGAGGGACAACCGAAUCUAGCUUUGACGUCAGGAGGUCCAGAUCCUGAUUCUGACCUGACUCCUGAUCCUGACCAGAACACUGACCUGGAGAGGGAGAGCAGCAGUGAAGAUAUUGAGACCACUGCUGGGGAGGAUGAUGGUGACCAGACACCUGUGUCUCUGCUGGAGGUGAUGUCCGAGCUGGAAGGCAGGGAGGACGAGUGUGAGCUUGUAACCGAUGGGACUUGUGAGGUCGAGUCAGAUUUGUUGGUUCCAAUAGACACGGCAUGCUGUAUGGCCCAAGAGGGUUUCCUUUACGAGGCUUCUGCCCCAGAGACGGUUCCUCGCCUUGGCCAAAACUCCAACCUGCAGAAUGAUCAAACUUUAGUGGUCAACCAGGAGCCUCAGGCCCUACUCCCACUCCAAGACGACUACAUGGUGGGUUCUUCAUGCCCAGAAAGCCCUGCAGCCGGGCUGGAGGUGCCUGGGGGCCUCCUUGGAGAUGCAGUCUCCCGUACCUCAGUGGAGGAUGGGUCGGACUGUACCAUGAGCGCUUCUACUGGGUCUGAUCGGGCUGCCUCACCUCUCGGCUAUGGAGGGGUGGUGACCCUGCGUCAGAGGAAGAGAGCUGGACAGGGAGCCUUGAGGUUUGUGCGGCAGUACCCGUUUGCCAUGCAAGCUCUGUGGUGCCUGCUGAGCGGCAGAACCCUGGUGGUGCUCGGAGCAGACGAGGGGAGAGUCCGCCGACUGGUUGCUGCUCUCGCCCUCUUUGUGCCUGGUCCUGGGAAGUGUGGGGAAAGGGUUCAGGCCUGGCUGUCGUGUCCCUUCACCCUCACUGAUCUGCAGAGGUGGAAACUCAUUGGAUUACAAAGAGUAGCGUCCCCUGUGGGUUCCAGCAUGCUUUACUCGCUGUCCCGCUACAGCCGCUACAUCUCCAUCCUAGAUGCCGACCAGAAGACCUUGCGCUGUCCGCCCUAUCAUGGCCAACUCCUUGCCAACAUCGCUGACCACCGCACCUACAUCCGCCGUGGGUCCACCUAUUUCCUUCACUUACAGAGCACGCUCUGUCGCCUGGCAGCCAAGGCCUUCCUGUUUACCUUCACCCACCACCUCCACCUGCCGGUCAGCUUCACAGAGGGGCCCGAGGUGGUGGAGGGCCGACGGCGCUGCUUCCUGCAGGAGCAGCUGGGGCUGGGUGAGGAGGACAGCCGGAUACUGCUCUACCUCAGCCAGCUCAUCACUCAGCAGUAUCUACAGCCCGCCAUUGGGAGCGGCACAGCAGCUCCUUGUUUUAGUUUUAACUACACCACCAGCGUUUUUUACAAAAUCUGAUAUUAUACUGGGAGAUGGAUUCCCACACACGUUUUAGCAGAAAUCACCUUCGACGUCUUUGGUUUCUGGACCAAAGGGGAUCUUAAAAAGGUCUUUUAGUUUCAGGACAAACUCUGAACUGGUUAUUCUUUAAUCUCUCUCUGCCUUGCUGUCCUUUUCUCUCGUCUAGCUCUUUCCUCUAUGUGAAGGAAAAGGAGACGGAGCGAGUGGUGAAUGUCAGUGAGUGUUUACUUGCGUUUAUUUGUUCCAGAGCAUGCAGACACUCACGAACGCACAUAACAGAGCGGACGAAGGUCGGCUCUACUUUUUGUCCUGCGUGUCAUUUUUGUGUUUGUGUGUGUGUGUGUGUGUGUGUGUGUUUUUCACUUCCAUUGAAAGAAAAUGUUACUUGUUUAAGGUCAGUCCCCUCAACCCGCUCACCACACACACACACACACACACACACACACACUUGAUCUUACAAAACUCAAUCCAACAUGGCUGUCUUUGUGUCGUAAGUGCUGUUCUGACCUCAGCUGACUCUCUGACAAGUUUCAAUCACAGCUCUGUUAAUGCCGAGCGCUCACUGAGCACAGUAAUGUCAGCUAUGAUAUCAGCUACAUGUAAACAUGUUUUUCAGCAUUACUGAAACAAACUCACACGUUUUCUGCCUGCUGCGAACAGAUGAUUCUCUGGAUCUGUCCAUGACACCUUAUUAGCACCAUGCAGGCUUGUUACAGCCGGUUUUGUGACACACCUCGCUCUUUGAAACAUACCACACAACUUCCAAAGGCCAAAGCCUUUCUAAAAUCCAUGUUCUUUCUUUUUUUUUAAAAAUAUCUAUUACACCUUAGGUUUUUUAAAUUUCGUAAUUCCAAUUCAAGCCACAUUCCUGCAGAAGUGGCUUAAUCUCUCGUUUUGUUCCGAACAGAGACGUUGCGUCGGAUUGAGUAGAUUUAACCUUUGAGAGCAGAGUAAACAUUCCCAGAGGUGGUGAUGCAUGAGCGGGUGCAUUGGCUGUGUGACUUGGACCCAGCCGGCUCCAUGUUGAUAUUGCAUGUGAAGAGAAGUAACGUCAUCACGCGCACACUCACCCCACAUAGGGCCAGCAGCUGCCAAAACCUGCCGAUAUCAGCCGCCGGCGAGCAUUUUCAUGGAUAUUACUCACUUGGUCAGGAGCAUUUUUAAAGCUGCCUGACCUCAAUGUAUUGGACUUCACUGUUGUCUUACAGUUGUGUGAGAGUGUCGUGGUGUUGUGGUGUUAGCAUGAGACUGUCUUGUGCCGGGGUGAAUCACCGUGUUGAUAUUACUGUUUUGUUAUAUCCGGAGGAAGAUGCUGUGGAGAUGUGUCGCCGGGACAGUGAUGUUAUGUUUGCAUAGGCUUUAUUAUGGGGAAAUUUGACUUCCUUUGCCAUCAAACACAAAACUUCGCGCUUGACACUCGAGUUCGGACAGCUGCCUAUAUUUAUGAAGCUUUAUCACUGAACGGUUCUAUAUUUAUUGCGUCAAGACAAAAAAAAAAAAAAAAUCAACAAGUGAGUUGCAGCCAGAUUUCCUCUUUGUAGGAAUUUCACAAGUACACAAAACCUCUCUGUUUAAAGUUCUGUUACAUGGCCGUUUGAGAGUAUUUUAGAUUUUACUGUUCCUAAUAAUUCUGUGGCAUCAGUGAUGGAGCUGAACUUGUGUAUCUAGGAUUGUAACUGUACUGCAUGGUCAAGGUUUUAAAGUGAAAAGGUCAAACUCUGUGGGAUCAUGACUGCUGUCCUUCCUGCUACUGUACGAACAAGACAAGUUUUCAUUUCAUUAAGGCUUAUUCUUUUAAUUAUUAACAGCAACCUCACGUUUUUAAUUCCACCUACUGUAUUUCUUUAUUUCACUGCAUUUUGGGCUUUUUUUUGCCAGAUUUGAGUCUUUUUAUUUUUUACAGCUUAGAUAACAUUUUUUUGCUCUGAUGUAUUAUUUUUUAGUUAUUACUCCUCUAAUGCAAAAAGGUGAAUGUAACCUGAAGAAGCCAUACCACAGUGUGCUUAACAUGUCGUCACUCAGUGUCCUUAUGUUGCCAUAUCAUGUCUACCUUGUGUAUCUCAUCACGAGGCCCUGGAUGACGGCAGCGUUGCCAGUGGUUUUAAUGAAGCACGUUGUGAAUGUCUUGAUGCUUUCAUGUAAUGUUGAUGAUAUUCAUUAAUUCCAUUAAAUUAUUUGAAUCCA
Acanthopagrus latus (yellowfin seabream) is the source of this 5698-nucleotide messenger RNA. RefSeq names its product Smith-Magenis syndrome chromosome region, candidate 8a (gene smcr8a). The transcript is spliced from 3 exons. Gene Ontology annotation, cellular component: guanyl-nucleotide exchange factor complex. Gene Ontology annotation, molecular function: GTPase activator activity. Lineage: Eukaryota; Metazoa; Chordata; Actinopteri; Spariformes; Sparidae. The record is from RefSeq and is a predicted model, not a curated record. The coding region runs from base 677 to 3511 and encodes 944 amino acids.